Molecule: messenger RNA, 2167 nt
Organism: Xyrauchen texanus (razorback sucker)
Lineage: Eukaryota; Metazoa; Chordata; Actinopteri; Cypriniformes; Catostomidae
Exons: 3
Coding region: 310-993 (227 amino acids)
Source: RefSeq, a predicted model, not a curated record
GGCAUGAGUGAACAGAGUCACGGGGGACCUUUCCGUACUCGGAAGCAGUAACGCAAGUAGGGAUAGAAGUAAACAUAUCCUAUGAGGAGGAAACGGGCUGCUAUGCGUGUGCGACGUAUUUCGGUCAUGGAAGACGUUUUUGGAACACUUAAUUCUUGGGAUCGCUUCUGUUUUAAAAAUGAAGAGAGAAACUACGAAUUGGGAAAAUAAAUGAACACACCGGAGUUAUCCGUGAAAUUUGAGCCCCUUUGGCAAACAACUGCCACACCUUCAUCAUCAGUGUAACAGGUCCUCUACACAACUGUCCAGAUGGGUUGCAGUUGCUGUAGGAUGAUAAAAAGUUACAUCUUUGACCCCUCAGUCCCUGUAGAUGUUUCUGGUCAUAAGCAGGACCUCACCAGCAGCUCUCUGUAUCAGUCUCACAGAUUCCCAGGGGAGGCAGACCACAUCGACAAAAAGCAGGGCGUCUGCAACCUGGGUUACAGCACCCAACCCAGCCCUUCUAAACUCGAAAUUGACAACAACCACAUAAACUGUCUCCAUGCUAAUAUUCCAGGUGAUCAGGUCAGGCCAAUCCCAGCCAGGAGUGACCCCAGCUUCUACAUCCUACAGCCUGAGGGUGAAGGAAUGCCUGUACAUGACAAAUCAAUGUUGGGCACGGAACCAGGCAAGCGAGAGGAGAGAUUUCGAGACUCUGGGCUGGGCGGAGGGGGGAUAAUAGAGGAAGAGGAGGACGACAGGAGGAGUAGAGUGGUCAGUACUCCAGACACAGCUGAUGCAGAAAGUGUACUGUCAGUGGAUAUGCACACAAGCAGCACUAGUCUCUCCUCAGUGGACAGCAAGCUUGAGGAUAGAGAUGAAAAAUAUCCUUCUAUAAUGACAGGACAGCAGGAGAGAGAGAAAGAGAUAGAUUGCCUAAGCAUUACAGACUCAAUGGUGGCCGAGGCCCUGGCUGCCCUGGAUGCAGCGACUGCAGGAGAGGACUGUGAGUGACAGAGCUGCUCCACCAAUCAGGUGAGAGAGGACGGCUCGUUCCUUAAUGGAGCUAUGGGAGAUUUCCAUACCUACGCACUCUCGCCCUCCUCAUUUGAAUAUAACCAAAAUAAUAGCUUUCAUAUAAGGAAGCUUCCCUACAGUCUUUCUGCUGGUGUUUUUUGACUGGAAAAUCUCUUCAAAUUAAGACUUGAAGACAGGAACUGCUGCUUGUAAGACUUGCUUGAGCAAAUGAAGGUUAUCUGUGAAUGUUUUGUCCUGCAAUUCAGUGGCAUGAACAAAUUCCACUCACAAAAGAAAUAGACCGGACUACUAUAGUCUCAACAGUUUCAGUUUCUUGCUUGUUAACACUGAAUGCAUCAUCAAUACUUUCAUAGAGCUUUAAGAAGACAGUUGAUUUAUUUUUUACAUACAAAAGUACAGUAAGAAGUGUAAGGAGAUUGUGGAUGAAUCUCACCAAAUCAUAAUUUGGCUAAUAUUUCACCCAAAAAUUAAAAGAAAGAAAAAAAUACUUUUGUAUUGUUUAUCUCAUAUAUAAUUAUUUUCAUGACAAUUAAGCACAUUUUGCACCCAAAUUCUCAUUACCAUAGUGCAUAAUGACAUUUUACUUUUCCUUGUUUCUUUUUUCUUCUUCUUUAAUUCUCAUUAUUGUCCGUGGUGAUUCGCAUUAUAUUCUCAUUACUUUUAUACAGUCAUUCUUUCUGCAUUAUAAUACAAAAUUAGUAUGAAACAAUGUUUUUAUUAAAAAAAAAAAUGCUAAGAUGAUUACACUUUUAUGCAUUACCAUAGUAAGAAUUUCUGCUCAAUUUUGAGGGAAAAUGUGCUUAAUUGUCAUGAAAUAUCAUAAUGCAAAAACUCUUAAUGAUGUCAAAAAUAGACUUUAUAUAAUUUCAAUGCUAUUUGUUUAUUUUUAUUAUUAUUAUAUAUAUUUGUUUUUGCUACAAUAUGACCCAAACACGUUUUUUGACAUUGAUAAAUUCUCAUUACAGUAAUGCACAGGACAUUUUACUUUUUGGGGGGGUUUUAAUUCUCAUUAUUCUCAAUAGUGAUUCACAUUAGAUUCUUAUUACUGUAAUACAGUAAUUUUUACUGUAUUCCAAUACAACAUUAUAAUAUAUAAACUGUAAUUCAUUUUUUUAUUAAAAUGAGAAUAAUUUAAAGGCAGUAAAACAAA